Messenger RNA from Tarenaya hassleriana, 2228 nucleotides. RefSeq names its product pentatricopeptide repeat-containing protein At5g61370, mitochondrial. Gene Ontology annotation, molecular function: protein binding. Bases 204 to 1652 code for a protein of 482 amino acids. The record is from RefSeq and is a predicted model, not a curated record. Lineage: Eukaryota; Viridiplantae; Streptophyta; Magnoliopsida; Brassicales; Cleomaceae. The transcript is spliced from 2 exons.
GCGUGUUCUUGUGGACUUCUGCAGAUUUCAUGUCUUUCGUCGAAUCUCAGCUCGUGUCCUCAGGAAAAUUUUCAUGGAUGCUGUAGACAUUUUCGAGGGUUUGAUACUCUGAUGUUCAGUUUCGCGAUUGGUGGGGUUGGCUCUUUUUCCUACAUCCAAAGAGCACAUGCAUAUAAAGUGUUUGUUGAAAUUCCUCAUAGAAGAUGAGAUCCGUAUUCAGAUCAAUCCGGUUUUCGAUUCUACCGAGUCUUGGGAAAACCAAACGUUCUUUGUGUUUUUCGCCUAUAAGAGAUGGAACAGGUGAUGCAUCGACUGAGUUGCAGGCGCUUUGCCGGGUUGUAUCGAGCCCCGUUGGCGGUCUGGAUGACCUCGAGGAAAUGCUGAACCGGGUUUCGGUUUCGGUAUCAUCCAAACUUGUUACCCAAGUAAUAGAUUCCUGCAGGAAUGAGACAUCAGCGAGAAGGCUGCUCAGAUUUUUCUCGUGGUCACGUAGGAACCCGGGAUCCUGCUUAGAUGACAAGGAAUUCAACUAUGUACUGAGAGUUUUGGCUGAGAAAAGGGAUCAUACGGCUAUACAGCUACUGCUAUCGGAUAUACGGGAGGAAAAACUGGCAAUGGACCGACAAACAUUUGGCCUUGUGGCUGAAUCUUUGGUAAAACUCGGUAGAGAAGAAGAGGCAUUGGGUAUUUUCAAGAGCUUGGACAAGUUUUCCUGCCCGCAAGAUAGUUUCACAGUGACAGCCAUUAUCAGUGCUCUCUGCUCCAGAGGGCAUGUGAAGAAAGCUCUGGGAGUUUUGCAUCAUCACAAGGAAAUUAUCUUGGGAAACGAAUUGUGUGUGUAUAGAAGUCUUUUGUAUGGGUUAUCGAUCCAAAAAAAUGUGAAGGAAGCAAGAAAAGUUAUACAAGAAAUGAAAUCAGCCGGGAUUGCCCCGGAUAUUUUUUGCUACAACACUUUGCUUAGCUGCCUCUGCGAGCGGAACGUUAGACGAAACCCGUCUGGUCUUGUUCCCGAAGCAUUGAACGUUAUGUCGGAGAUGAGGUCUUAUAAAAUCUCGCCCACGUCCAUUAGUUACAACAUAUUGCUUUCUAGUCUGGGAAGAGUGAGAAGGGUGAAAGAAUCUUGCCGGAUUCUUGAGCAAAUGAAGCAAUCGGGGUGUGAUCCCGAUUCAACAAGCUACUACCUCGUCACGAGAAUGCUGUACUUGACAGGGAGGUUCGGGAAAGGUAACAAAGUGGUUGAUGAGAUGAUUGAAAGAGGGUUGAAACCUGAAUGCAAGAUCUACUAUGAUCUUAUUGGGAUUCUUUGCGGAGUUAAGCGGGUGAAUUUGGCGAUUGAGUUGUUUGAGAAGAUGAAGAGAAACUCAGUGGGUGGCUAUGGGGCAGUUUAUGACGUGCUUAUACAAAAACUUUGUAAAGGAGGGGACUUUGAGAGGGGAAGAGAGCUUUGGAAUGAGGCAAUGUCUCUCGGUGUCACCCUUCGUUGCUCGGUAGAUUUGCUAGAUCCCUCUGUCACUGAGGCUUUCGAACCAACAAAGAAGAAAGAAGUGAUUUCAAUGGAGGAUUAUGAUGCACUCAAGGCAAAGAUGCAGCUUAAGAUGAGCAAGACAAAACCAAAAUGCAAAAGCAAGAAGAAACAAAAACCGGGCCGUUGAUUUCAGAUUUCUUCCAGCUUAUCUGAUGUAUCUGAAGUAACAAUCUAUGGAACUCAGAACGGUUGUGACAGCAAUGGUGUCAUCAUUCUGAUUCUGGUUUUGUUGGUGUUGCGUUAAAGCCAUUACCAGAUAAAAAUGGUUAAGGUUCAGAGCCAUGCUCAGUUUACAUUGGUUCGGUUCGGUUUAUGUUGGUAAACAAUGUACCGAAAUAAACCGACUUUAAUCUUGGUCAUCUCUCAAGACGUUGGAAUCGCAUCCAACAUGAUUUAACCGAAAGAGUUAAACCCAUUUAGUUAAAAAUCAAACAAAUGAGUAAAUGAAUGCAGGGCCGAAGUGGGGUUUCUGAACUGUAGACAGUGUGGGAGAUCUUCAAGUUGUCACAUGGAAGACUUGCAACAUGAAUAAGAUCACAAAACAUGGCCAUAUGGUUUUGGAUUUUUUUUGUCCAAUUCAUGCUGAUAUUUUUUUGUUGGAUUAUUUAAUUUCAUUUUAUCAAAUCUCAUCAAGUUUUUGUAGUUUGGUCAUCGUUAAAACCUAGAACAAUUUUUGCCCUAUAUCUUAGACGUCUUUUUUCAA